This is a messenger RNA of Oryctolagus cuniculus (rabbit), 3522 nucleotides long. Lineage: Eukaryota; Metazoa; Chordata; Mammalia; Lagomorpha; Leporidae. The record is from RefSeq and is a predicted model, not a curated record.
GAAUGUUCCGUUUGGCUGCUGUGCACUGGCCACUCCUGCACACCUUUCCUUCCGAGGUGACCACCUCAGCUACUGGACUCGGAGGCUCAAGCCACCAGGCACGGUGGCCAGAGCGCCAUGGACCCCCGCUCCGGCAGGCGUGGUUGUCAUGGGACCAGGGCACCUCGCGGUGCGCGGCUGGCACUCUUCACGCCCCCUGGCCGAGGACUCCGUGGUGGAGAAGUCCCUCAAGUCCCUCAAGGACAAGAACAAGAAGCUGGAGGAGGGCGGCCCCGUGUACAGCCCCCCGGCACAGGCGCUGCAGAGGAAGUCCAUCGGGCAGAAGGUCCUGGACGAGCUGAAGCACUACUACCACGGCUUCCGCCUGCUCUGGAUCGACACCAAGAUCGCCGCGCGCACGCUCUGGCGCAUCCUCAACGGCCACACCCUCACCCGCCGGGAGCGCAGGCAGUUUCUCCGCAUCUGCGCUGACCUCUUCCGCCUGGUCCCCUUCCUCGUCUUCGUGGUGGUGCCAUUCAUGGAGUUCCUGCUGCCCGUGGCUGUGAAGCUCUUCCCCAACAUGCUGCCAUCCACGUUCGAGACGCAGUCCAUCAAGGAGGAGAGGCUGAAGAAGCAGCUGCGGGUCAAGCUGGAGCUGGCCAAGUUCCUCCAGGACACCAUCGAGGAGAUGGCACUCAAGAACAAGGCGGCCAAGGGCAGCGCCGCCAAGGACUUCUCCGCCUUCUUCCAGAAGAUCCGAGAGACGGGGGAGAGACCCAGCAACGAGGAAAUCAUGCGCUUUUCCAAACUGUUUGAGGACGAGCUGACCCUGGACAGCCUCACGCGGCCGCAGCUGGUGGCGCUGUGCAAGCUGCUGGAGCUGCAGUCCAUCGGCACCAACAACUUCCUGCGCUUCCAGCUCACCAUGAGGCUGCGGUCCAUCAAGGCCGACGACAAGCUGAUUGCCGAGGAGGGGGUGGACAGCCUGAACGUCAAGGAGCUGCAGGCAGCGUGCCGGGCGCGGGGCAUGCGGGCCCUCGGCGUCACGGAAGACCGGCUGCGGGAGCAGCUGAAGCAGUGGCUGGACCUUCACUUGCAUCAAGAGAUCCCCACGUCACUGCUGAUCCUGUCCCGAGCCAUGUACCUCCCGGACACCCUGUCGCCUGCCGACCAGCUCAAGUCCACGCUGCAGACCCUCCCAGAGAGUGUGGCCAAGGAAGCCCAGGUGAAGGCAGCGGAGGUGGAAGGCGAGCAGGUGGACAACAAGGCCAAGCUGGAGGCCACGCUGCAGGAGGAGGCGGCCAUCCGGCAGGAGCACCGGGAGAGGGAGCUGCGGGAGGCAGCCCAGGCGGCAGAGGCGGUGAAGGACGUCGAGCCGGAAGGAGUGGAAGCUGCCCCCGGGAGGCCAGAGGCCAAGCUGCAGCCAGAGGCCCCGGAUGUGAUCCUGCCGUCCGAGGUUCUGAAGGACACUGCACCUGUGCUGGAUGGCCUGAAGGAGGAGGAGAUCACCAAGGAGGAGAUCGACCUCCUGAGCGACGCCUGCUCCAAGCUGCAGGGGCAGCAGAAGCCCCUGACCCGGGAGAGGGAGGAGCUGGAGCUGCUGAAGGGGGACGUCCAGGACUACAGCGAGGACCUGCAGGAGAUCAGGAAGGAGCUCUCCAAGACCGGGGAGGAGAAGUACGUGGAGGAGUCGAAAGCCAGCCAGCGCCUGACGAAGAGGGUGCGGCACAUGAUCGGGCAGAUCGACGGCCUGAUCGCGCAGCUGGAGGCGGGGCCGCAGGCCGGCUCGCCGGGCCCCGCCUCGGCCACCUCCACGGGGGAGAACGUCAUCAGUGUCACGGAGCUCAUCAGUGCCAUGAAGCAAAUCAAGGACAUUCCGGAGAACAAACUGCUCAGUCUGGCCUCAGCCCUGGGGGAGCACAAGGACGGCAAGGUCAACAUCGACGACCUGGUCAAGGUGAUCGAGUUGGUGGACAAAGAAGACGUGCAGGUCUCCCCCAGCCAGGUGGCCGAGAUCGUGGCGACGCUGGAGAAGGAGGAGAAGGUGGAGGAGAAGGAGAAGGCCAAGGAGAAGGCGGAGAAGGAGGCGGCCGAAGCGAAGAACUAGGCUGCCCUGGCUCGGCCACGCCGCCCACGCCUGCCCGUCCCGCACUGGCCGCGCGAGUGGCACGUCUCGGAUUGUGUCUGGAAUAAAUCAGAAACUUCCGUAAUCAAGUCAUUUUUAAUUUUCAUCAUUCCAUGAAGAUCAAGUCAGUGUGGAAUCCCCAAGCCCUUCCAGGGAGGCCGUGUCUGGACGCACACUGGCUCGGGCCAGGCUGGACAGGAGGCCGCCUCCCCGAGUAUGCCCUCUGUCCCCGCAGGAGAGCCCAGGUGGGCAGCGGCACCAGCAGGGAGUCGGCGGACACACUUGGCCGCCCCGCCCUGGACGCCGGUGCAGAGUCUGCGAGCAGUCACGUCCGUCCUGCCAGCCCUGUGCCAGCCGCGUGCCAGCCCCGGCGUGUGUUGGUUGACCUUUGAUUUUCCCCCAGUCCUGUAGCCCAUCAGCUGCGAUGUCGGUGGUGGCCAGAGACGCCAGCAAGUGCUUCUGUCCAGUGCCCGGCAGGGCUUCCUGCGGCUUCUCCUCAGCCCUCAGCCAGCGCUGGGCGGGACCUCGGCCCCUGUCCCACGUGGGGGCCAUGGAGAGCAGCCUCCCUGCACCCCACUCGUCCUUACAGAGGGUCCCAGACGUGACGCCGGGACCUGAGGCUUUUCUUGGGAACCUGGCAGAACAGGCGUCGGAGGGCGCCUUUGGCUCGAGCCGCACUCGGAGUUGUUGGGAAGGAGCAGGGGUGGGGCCUGGUGUUGAGCCCCUCCCUCAGCGCGGGCCGCGGCCUCUCCACUGGUUGGUUUCCCUGAGUUGGCUUUAUUUAUUGCAGCAGAGAGCGUGUCCAGGGACAGGCCCGAGACGCGCCCCAGAAAUGAGGGGUGUGUGAUGGGUUUCUGUUGAAGGCGCUGCCUUGGGGAGGGCUUUGCGUGCUGGGACGGCCGUGCCUCGAGUCUCCCACGCCCCCCACGCGCCCACUGCCCACGUGAUCGUGAGCCUGGCCUGUGGCCUGCAGAGCCGAGUGGGUCCGUCUGGACUCCACACAUCCAGGGCACCGUCUGUUAUAGACGACCCGGCAGUGGUUCUCACGGGGGGUCUUGGGGCCGGCAGGAGGCAGCCCUGUGCUGUGUGCCAGGCCGCAUGAGAACACGGGGACCUGGGGGUCUGCUUUGGUGAUGGUGGUGUGGGCCGGGACUGGUGCCACGCCAGCCCCUCAGCCUGGGUCCAGCAGCCCGGCCUUGCCUUCGGCUUCCUUCGAUGGUAGCCGCCUUACGUAGCUUCAGGCCCGUCCAGGCCUCCUGCCCGUGCCCCUGCCUGCCUGCUGGGCCGCAGGAGGCCUCUGGCCAGUCGUUACAGUCCGUGCCUCACUGGCCUGGGCCCUGUGCUAGCAGCCAGCGUGUGGUGGUGAUUUCUAGACUUUGAUGUAGGAAUGAUUUAAUAAAAAGUGCUGUCUCAUUGUC